Molecule: messenger RNA, 2007 nt
Organism: Dipodomys ordii (Ord's kangaroo rat)
Lineage: Eukaryota; Metazoa; Chordata; Mammalia; Rodentia; Heteromyidae
Gene: Cd248
Product: CD248 molecule, endosialin
Exons: 1
Biological process (GO): cell migration
Cellular component (GO): external side of plasma membrane; extracellular matrix
Molecular function (GO): extracellular matrix protein binding; extracellular matrix binding; calcium ion binding
Source: RefSeq, a predicted model, not a curated record
CCGCUGCGGGGCUUCACGUGGACCACGGGAGACCAGGACACGGCCUUCACCAACUGGGCGCAGCCGGCGUCCGGGGGGCCCUGCCCGGCGCAGCGCUGCGUGGCCCUGGAGGCGGGCGGGGAGCACCGCUGGCUCGAGGGCUCCUGCACGCUGGCGGUGGACGGCUACCUGUGCCAGUUCGGCUUCGAGGGCGCCUGCCCGGCCCUGCCGCACGAAGCCGGGCAGGACGGCCCCGCCGUCUACACCACGCCCUUCCACCUGGUCUCCAGCGACUUCCAGUGGCUGCCCUUCGGCUCGGUGGCCGCCGUGCAGUGCCGGGCCGGCCGAGGAGCCUCGCUGCUGUGCGUGAAGCAGCCCGCGGGCGGGGUGGGCUGGUCCCAGGCCGGGCCUCUGUGCCCCGGCCCCGGCUGCGGGCCGGAUAACGGGGGCUGCGAGCACGAGUGCGUGGAGGAGGCGGCCGGCCGCGUGUCCUGCCGCUGCCCCGAGGGCUUCCGCCUGGCCGCCGACGGGCGCGGCUGCGACGACCCCUGCGCCCAGGCUCCCUGUGAGCAGCAGUGCGAGCCCGGCGGCCCGCGGGGCUACAGCUGCCACUGUCGCCUGGGCUUCCGGCCAGCCGAGGAUGAGCCACACCGCUGCGUGGACACGGACGAGUGCCAGAUCGCCGGCGUGUGCCAGCAGAUGUGUGUCAACUACGUCGGUGGCUUCGAGUGCUAUUGCAGCGAGGGCCACGAGCUGGAGGAGGACGGCAUCAGUUGCAGCCCCGCGGGGGCCAUGGGCACCCGGACGUCCCAGGACCUGAGAGAUGAGUUGCUGGACGAUGGGGAGGAAGGGGAGGAAGUAGAAGAGGCCUGGGAGGUCUUCGAUGGCGGCUGGACAGAAGAGCCUGGGAUCCUGUGGAUGGAGUCUACACCACCACCCGACUUUGGCCUGCCCUAUCAACCCAGCUUCCCCGAAGACCGAGAGCCCAGGAGACCCUACCCAGAACCCACAUGGCCGCCUCCACUCAGCGCCCCCAGGGUGCCCUACCACUCAGUGCUGUCAGCCACUGGGCCUGUGGUGGUCUCUGCCACCCGUCCCACACGACCUUCUGCCCGACAGACCCCUCUCUUCUCCGCCACCCGCCAGCCCCUGAGCCCUGCCCUCCGACCUGCCAUGGUUCCGGCCACACGCCCAGCUGUGCCCCCUGACCAGCAGAUGCCCAGGGUCGAGGCCGGCUCUCCAGAUCGGCACUCUGCCCACCAGCCCCGAAUUAUCUCUUCCACUCUGCCAGCUCGUCCCCCUCCCCACCAGCCCCCGCUUAUCUCAGCCAGAUAUCCAGAGCUGGCCCCUGCGCCCCAGCCCCCUAGGUCUCCAGACGCCCAAGGGGCUGACACCCAGACCAUCAUUCACCGGCCUCCAAUCCGGGUUGAUCCUGUCCCUCAGGACCCCAGUCGCAGCAGCCAUCAACCCCCACUGGCCCCAGGUUUCCCAGGGCUCAGAACCCAGCCCCCCCAGCUUCCUACGAUCUCCACGGUCCAGCCCUCACUGUCCACCAUAUCCAGGUCCCUCGGGACCUCAGUCCCUCACCACCCUGCUGCCUCCCAGCCUCCCAGCCUCCCCCCUCCUCGAGAAGGCCCCACGAACCAGACCUCAGCCAACAACUCUCCCCAGCCCCAUGUCCCCCAACUCCCCAGAGAAGGAGGGCCCGGUCCCAGGUUGGCCCCCUGGCUGCCCUCUGUGGUGCCCACAGCAGCCCCAACAGCUCUGGCAGAGGCCGGUCUGGCAGGUCGAAGCCAGAGGGAUGAUCGCUGGCUGCUCAUGGCACUGCUGGUACCAACAUGUGUGUUCUUGGUGGUCCUGCUUGCACUGGGCAUCGUGUACUGCACCCGCUGCGGCCCCCACGCCCCCAACAAAAGCAUCACUGACUGUUACCGCUGGGUCAUUCAUGCUGGCAGCAAGGGCCCCACGGACCCCAUGCCCCCCAGGGGCAGUAUCACAGGGGUACAGACCUGCAGAACCAGUGUGUGA